Messenger RNA from Acanthosepion pharaonis, 864 nucleotides. The record is from the annotation of a GenBank genome assembly. Lineage: Eukaryota; Metazoa; Mollusca; Cephalopoda; Sepiida; Sepiidae.
AUGCAGUUGAGAUUAGAAUCUCUGUCGCCAUUCAUUCUCUCUCUCUCUCUCUCUUCCUCUCCUUUUCUUCUCGCAUGUUUACUCAUUAAACCUGGUUCUGUACUGCAUUUUCUAUUAAUUAUUCUUUCUUUUUUCUUUCUUUCUUUUUCUUUCUUUCUUUUUCUUUCUUUCUUUCUUUCUUUCUUUCUUUCUUUUCUUUCUUUUUUCUUUCUUUUUUUUCUUUCUUUUUUUCUUUCUUCAUUCUUUUCUUUCUUUCUUUUCUUUUUUUUUCUUUUCUUUCUUUUCUUUUUUUCUUCUUUUUUCUUUUUUCUUUCUUUUCUUCUAUCUUCUCUCUCUCUUUCUUUUUCUUUCUUUCUUUCUUUCCUCAUUCUUUUUCUUUCUUUCUUCAUUCUUUUUCUUUCUCUCUUUCUUUCUUUUUCUUUCUUUCUUUCUUUCUUUUUCUUUCUUUCUUCUUUCUUUCUUUUUCUUUCUUUCUUUCUUUCUUUUUUCUUUCUUCUAUCUCUCUUUCUUUUUCUUUCUUUCUUCAUUCUUUUUCUUUCUUUCUUCAUUCUUCUUCUUUCUCUCUUUUUCUUUCUUUUUCUUUCUUUCUUUCUUUCUUUUUUCUUUCUUUUUCUUUCUUUCUUCUAUCUCUCUUUCUUCUUUCUUUCUUUUUCUUUCUUUCUUUCUUUCUUCAUUCUUUUUCUUUCUCUCUCUUUCUUUCUUUUUCAUACUUUCUUUCUUUUUUUCUUUCUUUUUUUUAUCAUUCAAAUCAGAUGGCGGUUUUCAGACGAUCCGAUUUUCUUCUCACAGUCACUUCUGCAAAGUUACUUUUGUUCUCUCCUUACCUAUCAAUUUUGUACAUUCAAAAGUAUUCGCCAUUUUUAA